This is a messenger RNA of Drosophila guanche, 4376 nucleotides long. It is a transcript of the gene wcy, whose product is annotated as WW domain-containing adapter protein with coiled-coil homolog. The record is from RefSeq and is a predicted model, not a curated record. Gene Ontology annotation, cellular component: nucleus. NCBI's taxonomy places the organism in Eukaryota, Metazoa, Arthropoda, Insecta, Diptera, Drosophilidae. Gene Ontology annotation, molecular function: RNA polymerase II complex binding; chromatin binding. The coding region runs from base 610 to 3252 and encodes 880 amino acids. The transcript is spliced from 15 exons. Gene Ontology annotation, biological process: regulation of autophagy; positive regulation of TORC1 signaling.
GAUUUGUCAAAUUCAACACGGCCGUGCCGACGAACAGACCGCACAAAGCGUAAUGUAAAAGAAUUGAAAAAAAUCAUCAAGUAUAGAGGCCAAACGCAGCAGUCGGGGGCGAGUUAUCAAGUAAUUUAUAUUUUUAACAACUAAAUACACCGUGUAGUGCGUUGUGCAUGCGAGCGGUAAGCGAAUUGCGGAGGCAACAAGCAAAGCCAAAAAACGGCUGCUAAACGGCGAAACAAACGCUCACGCCCGCGUUGAGAGAGCCCCCCCCCCAUCACGUUCACACACACAUAUAUAUAUAUAUAUUCCACACAAACACAAGCGUGUGCCUUGGCAGGUGAGAAGGAGGCGGCAAAAGCCCCGAAAAAGAAACUUUAGCCGCCACAAAGGACAUCAGCAGGCGCAGCAGAGCUAAAGGCAAGGAAAGCCAAAGGAAGAACCCAAGGACAGAGGCCGGACCCUAUCCGUAAUUAGCCCCAGUUUGGAGACAGAAAAGGUUCCGCACUGUCACUCUGAGUGCAGGAGCAGGUGUAGCAGUAGCAGCAGCAGCAGCUGGAGGAGCAUCACAACAAUCACAAUAGAAGCAGCGUAUUUGGCGAACAUUUUGCAUUGAUGGUAAUGCAUGCUAGAAAACCGCAGCGUAUGAACGAUGGGUACUUUGAGAAGCAUACCAGUCACACUUCCUACCAGAGCUCAAAGUACAGCAGUUCAAAGCGCGACUAUGAACGUGAUCGUUCCUCCAAUUAUCGCGAUCGCGACCUCUCACCGGGUGGCAGUGGCGGUGGCGGCACCGGUGGCGGCAGCAACAGCGGUAAUGGCGGCGGCGGUGGUGGCCCACUAAACAAUGGCAACAGCUAUCGCUCUCAAUCGCCCGAUAUUGAUUCCCCCUCAUCGAGGUCACACGACUUGCGGGAUCGCAACGAUCAUCGGGGGAGUGGCAGCGUUGGUGGUGGCGGAGGAAGCGGCGGUGGUGGCGGAGGUGGCCGUGGUGGCAGCAACGAGCGCUACAGCUUCAUACAAAAGAUGCGCGAUCGGGAUCGUGAUGUCUACAAGAAGGAUAAAUAUUCUGAUAAAAGAGAUCGACGUGGCAAUGAUCGGGACUCGGAAUCGUAUCGCACUAAUCAUGACAGGGAUCGUCGUGGCGGAGGCAGCGGUGCCAGCGGCAAACUAUGCUCCUCCCGCGAGAAUGACAAACGUUCCGGCUCUGAUGAUCGCGAUCGGGAGAGAGAUCGUGAUUUGCGUGAUAUCCGCGACAAGCGUGAUCGUGGCUCUGAUCGUGACAGGGAUAUGUACAAGAAGGAUAAAUAUGCAGACAAGCGGGAUCGCAGCGACAGAGGUGAGCGUACGGCGCGUUAUGGCGACUGGAGUGAACAUGUCAGCUCAUCGGGAAAAAUGUAUUAUUACAACUGCAAAACGGAAAUCUCUCAGUGGGAGAAGCCAAAGGAAUGGGUGGACAGAGAAAGGAAUUUGCCCCGUGAUCAGCAUAGGGAGAAGGACUAUCGCGAUAAGGAGCGUGACCGAGAUCGCGAUGAUCGCUUCAGCAGAUCGACAUACAAACAUUCCAAUUCUUCGCGGGAUAAUACACGACUGAGAUGGAGCUACAAUGAUGAUGUGGGACCGCCGAGUCAUCGGAGACGUUUGGAUGGUCGGCAUAACGAGAGUGCUGAUAUGGAUAUUAGCGGCGAUUCGACGCCCACCUCAGAGGCCAGCUACUCCCUGACCGGCACCCCCACCACGCAUGGCGGCACCGGGAUGAGUGCAGGUGGAGGAGGAGGCGGCGGCGGCAGCGGUGGUGGUAAUAGCAGCAAUGCAACAAUGGAUCAACCCAUGGGUAAUGCAUUGCCCCGGCUGGCCUCACAUCCGAAUACUGGUAGCUCCUCGGGAGCUGGUGGAGCGCCAAUGGGAGGAUCAGCGGCUGCAGCAGCUGCGUUGCACUACAGCGGUAGUGGGUCAGGCGCGGGACCCGUGUCCGGUGCCACCAUGCUACCCACCAGCGGACUCUCCUCGGUGCCCCCAAGCAUUGCCAAUAGCAGCAGCAGCAGCAACAGCAGCAGCCUUAGAAACUCAGUUGUUGGCCACAUUGGCUCAACCUCCAGCACGACUGUGCCAACGCUGUCGAAUCAGGAUCCCCACCAGCAGCAGCAUCAACACCAGCAUCACCUAAACUCAAAUGCACCGUUGCCGCCUGGCAGCGGCAGCAAGGGACGUCAAAAGAUGCAUUUGGGUAUGAGCGUGCACGACCAUGGGCAACACAAUUCAUCUGUGAAUGCAUCAGGGUCCGAUGCAUUGGUGAAUCAUGCCUACAAUUCGGUCAAUAAUUCAGUCACCGGCAAUAGCUUAAAUAGCUUAAGGGACAAUAACAGCAUCAAUUCCCCUCUGUACAUGUCGCAUCCCCAUCACAAUCUGUCGCCCCCGCUGAAUUAUACCAAGAGUCCCAUACCAACGAUUGUGGGUAUUACGAACACCGGAACGGUUGUGAAUGCCGCCAGCAUUAUUGGAAAUUCAUAUACCUGCCAGGCGACCUACGGCCCGAUCAAGACUGUUGUCGAUGGUGGUGUCUCACCGGCAACACCAGGCGGUGGCGGUAAUGGUAGCAGCCAAAAUAUUGUACCCGGCCUGGGUGCCGUCAGUGGGAUCAGUGUGAUCACCUCAAUGGGCAGCAACAGUGUGGCGGGGGUGAUGUCUCUUGGGGAUGGCGGUCCGCCAACACCAACCAUGGAAUUAGAUUUAAGCUCAGCUUUAGAACAGCAACAGCAGCAGCAACAGGUGGCAAUGGCCGCCACAAUGGCAGCGGCAGCCCUUGCAGUCGCACAGGCAUCAGUCCAGCAGCAACAGCAGGCGGCGCAACAGGCCCAACAGCAGCGAAAGUUGGAUGGGGCAUCGGGCGCACUUAGCUCAUUGCAGAGCUGUGUGGGCUCUUCAGUUCAGGCGGCAAAUCUUCGAGGACCGGAGAUCUCGCCAAAGUUGGCCAAAUACUUUCGCGCUGACUUGAUUGCGCACGUGACCAAUUGGCAGGCUGAGAUACUGGAGCGUCAGGUAAGCUUUGAGGCGCAAAAAUGCUGCGAGGACACGCAUCUGUUUGGGGAUAUUACCUGCACGAGAAUUUGCGCGGAACUAAAAUGCGCGCGGAGUCUAGUGCGCAGCACUGAGAUCAACGCCACACUCCAGGAACAGAAAAUCAUGUAUUUGCGCCAGCAAAUUCGCCGAAUUGAGGAGUCGAAGACUCAGAACGCGUUCAUGUCUGACGAUACUUAGGAUCAGGAGCAGGUUAGGCUGCGCGUGCAUCGCAAGCUGUCUGUCAGGCUCAAAAAGAGCAUAUUCUGGCGCAGCUGAUGAUGAUUGCGAUGAUGUGUUGAUGAUACGCCCAGAACCCCACCCAGCUGCAUUGAAUUGCCUUCUCCAUCUCGCAUUUUGGCGAUGAUGUGGGGACUGUGAUGGUGAUUGCGAGUGGGGCCAGGCGGCCACCAAUAACACCAUACUCACACACACACGUGCAUCCUGCUGUUUUGCUCCUCUACUCGACUCGAUUCGACUCUACUCUACCCACACGGCGACGCAUCAUCCGCCAGCCCUAAAAGCAAAAACCACACAACGGAUGCUCUCUUGUGAUCCGCGAGAGAACCCUCAUGUGCUCUCUCUGCUGUGGGGUGGCAGCGUCACAAUGAAGGCAAAGUUAUAAAACUCGCGGCUGCAGCGCAAGAAACUCUACAGCAACGAGACAAGAAAUAUUCCACCACAAGAUAACAACAACAAAAACAAGCUGUUCAACAACAAGAAGAAAACAACAAGCUGUUCAACAACAAGAUGAAGAAAACCAACUGCAACAAAAAAAAAAACUAAAAUAUAAUUUAUAAUUAGCAAGAAAACGUAAAUUAAAUAAUUAAUUAAACAAACAAUGAAGCAAGACAGCGGAAGAGAAGAAACUCAAUAGGAAUCACCAACAAACACCAACCCACAACUGAUAAAAAUGAAGUAAGAUGACUUAACUAUGCAAUAUACAAAUCGAAAACCAAUCAAGAAGCAAUAGAGAUAAAGCCUCGAAAUCGAAUUAAAUCGAAGACACAAAAACACCAACAACACCAACAAAAACACCAACAACAACAACAAAAACAGAAACCGAACACCAAGAAAUGUCAACAUAGUAUACUCAACUACAAUAAAAAGCAAAAAAUUAAACUAUAUACAAAAUAUAUAUAACUAUAUAUAUAGAGUAUAUAAAGAUUGUAUAUGUAAAAAGAAGAAACACAGCAUCUACUAUAAAUACGUACAUAUUUGUAUGGUACAUAUGAGCAUAAUAAUGGUGGACAUACAAAACCAAAAUGCGAGUCAAGUCUAACAGUCGAAUCCUUCACACGCUUUCAGCCUUCGUUAGCAGGAAA